UUCACUUGUAAUAUCAUGUUUUCAGUGACUGGUAGAUGUCGAACUCGAUCUUGAGUUAUCGAUAUGAUUUUGAAUUCACAAUUUAGAAUUUACGUUAGUAGCUGCGAUGUGAAUGACAAGAGAAAUAUCGCAGGGCUAAAUAUUAGUGAAAUUCAUUUAAAUAAAUAAGCUAAAGCAACAGCAAGUGUCGAAAAAGGUUAGGUUAUCUUCAUUUAUAUCAAUCAGCUGUGCCAAGUUCGUACCAGAAAGUGAAUAAUUUGUGAUAAAUUAUUAUUUCUCUAAAAAGAGUAGUGGUUUAUCGAGUAGGAAGAAUGAGCGAAGUUCAGGAACCUGAAACUGACAAAGUGGAACCAAACGUACUGUUAGAAACUCAGGAAAUCGGAGAAGACGAAAUUGAAAAGUUGAAAGGAGAUACUGUAGGAGAUACUCUCUAUAGCGGCAAAUGGAUAAUCAAUAUUUUACUUUCAAUAUCAAAGGUUUUUGAAGAUGGCUGGAACGAGAAAGUGGAGUACGACUUAUGCACAUUAUGGGAUAUGACUGCAGAGAAAGACAUUGUUAACUUUCUUGUGGAUAAUGAUUUUCUUAAAAUUGCAGAAUUUGCUUUGAAUUCAUCCGAAGAACCAAGGUUUACGGAAAUAAUUUUGGGAAUAAUUGGCAAUAUGACUUGCGAACCGUCAGUGCUUGAUGUAUUGGGAGAGAAAGAGGAGCUUCUCGAAACAAUUCUUCGCCUCCUUUCUUCGGAAGACACUGCUACAUUAGUACAAAUACUUCGUCUCCUACGUUCUGCACUUUGGAAUAUUCAAAUCAAUCCUGAAUCAAAAUGGAGAGUUAAUUUAAGAAAUUCAACCUUUUUAAGGGAGGUGGUUCCUUUUAUCUUAAAAAGUUCUACAAACGAGGAACUUUUGAUCGCAACGACAAGUUUUUUGCGUUCUUCGGCAGAGAUCGAUCUUUCAUCUGGGAAAACACUAUUGGAUGAGCUAUUCGAAUCUUCUAGUUUUUUGCCAGGAAUGUUGGAAUCCUUUGAAGAAGUUUUUCCUCAAGACGAAGCACCUUAUUCACCUUCAACUUUAAAAUAUCUUGAAGAUUGGUUGGAAUUGUUUUCGAUUGUUCGAAAAGAACAUCAAAUUCAUCAAGAGAUCUUGCAAGAAGACAAUUUAAACAGAACAGUAGAGAUUCUACGAAGAAUUUUAGCAAGUUUUAUCGAUCCAUGGAAUCUUUAUCCUUUAGAUGAGACCAAAGCUUCUUGCGUUCAUAGAUGUGCAGAAAUGAUUCUCGAUUUUCGAUGGAAAGGAUUUUUAAGGGCAGACUCGACAGUUGAUAUAGAUGCAACAGUUUUAAAAAUUAUAGUUAGCAUCAAUACAGCAAUGAAAGAAGAAGAAGAAGAUUCCAAAGAAACAAUGGGAGAAUUACUAAAAUAUCUUGUAGGAUAUUGGAUCGAAGUGUCAAAAAUCUCUUCUGCAGAUGAAAUUAUAAAAAUUUUGAAAAUAAACGAAAAGCCUGUUACUGAUCAUACGAUAAAUUUAUUAAAAUCAAAAAUUCCUGCAGAAAAGAUCAUGAGUAUAAUAAAUGGAUUACCGAACAAAUAAAAUGAGGGUUUAGAAUAAUAGCAAAAAGAAAAUGAUUAAGUUAACCAAUGAAAGCAAUUUUUGUUAUAGCCUUUGAUAAAGACACGAGGAUUGAAUUUUUCAAUUAUUUGACAUAAUGAAGAAUCUUUUUUCACUUUCAUAAGAAAUCGCUUCUACAUGUUGUAUACAACUCCUAUCAUAUCCUACAAAUUGUAUUAGAUUGGACAAAAAUUUUGUAUUAAUUUUAUAUAUCUUUAUAUUCUCUUUUUAUAUUAAAAUGUUUUUUACCACUUUUAAUC
Molecule: messenger RNA, 1864 nt
Organism: Bombus pyrosoma
Lineage: Eukaryota; Metazoa; Arthropoda; Insecta; Hymenoptera; Apidae
Product: protein saal1
Exons: 7
Coding region: 312-1586 (424 amino acids)
Source: RefSeq, a predicted model, not a curated record